Cheilinus undulatus (humphead wrasse) is the source of this 6692-nucleotide messenger RNA. It is a transcript of the gene glcci1a, whose product is annotated as glucocorticoid induced 1a. Gene Ontology annotation, biological process: podocyte development. The record is from RefSeq and is a predicted model, not a curated record. The transcript has 8 exons. The coding region runs from base 333 to 1829 and encodes 498 amino acids. Gene Ontology annotation, cellular component: cytoplasm. NCBI's taxonomy places the organism in Eukaryota, Metazoa, Chordata, Actinopteri, Labriformes, Labridae.
ACUGUCAACUGUUUUGUAAAUUGUGGCAGGGGGCUCAGGAGUUACGACAAAGACCGAAAUUACCAUAAUUGACGGAACAAUGAGGUAAAUGCUCUAUCGUAGAGACAUUUGCUGUUUGCUCGGAGGUAGGAAAAUAGAAGUAUGUUAGUAGGUAGCUCUCGUCUCAUGAAGAAAUGAAAAAGAAUACUAUUUUGGACUCCAGGUGGUGAAAGAACUUAAAACUUUGGAAAAGUGUGUUAAAAGGUAUUCUUAAUGGUCGUGUGUCUGAUUUCAAAAUCUUAAGAGUUCCGUAAUGGGCUUUAUAAGAGGACAUUGCACUUUUACUACUCUUAAUGUUACAUAAACAACUUUAUCACCUGAACGUUAUGUCAGCAUCCACGGCAGAAGCCAGCUCAUCCCCUCCAGCCUCCUGCCAGGCUCGGUUACAUCCUCUCCGUGUCUCGGUGCCGUACCAGCUUUUGCGUGGAAACCAGCACAGCCCAACCCGCUCCGUUUCCUCCUCCUCCUCAGCAGCCGGGAGCAGCUCGACGUCCCGUUGCUCCAGUCCCGCCAACCCGGGUGGAAGCAGCUCGGAGGGCAGGCUGGUCCCCAGGCAGAGACUGUCACCACCGGACAGCAGUGAACGCUCUCCCCUCUCACCUCCAUCUAAAGUUGAAAGGAGAAAACCCCAGCAGGCACGGAGCUCAGGGGCCAUUUGGCGGACUUCCUCCCUUGGCACUAUCACAGGGCCCUACCUCACCGGGCAGUGGCCUCGUGACCCCAAUGUGCACUACCCAUCUUGUAUGAAAAAUAAAUCCACACAGACUCCUGGAUGUUGGAGUGAAAAGUCAGGAGAGAAGAGGAGCACCCACCAGCGCUCUGCGUCUUGGGGCAGCGCUGACCAGCUCAAAGAGAUUGCGAAGCUCCGGCAUCAGCUCCAGGGCAGCAAACGAGGAGGACGUCACAGUAAAGAGAGAGAAAGACUAUCCCCCCUCCAGUACAGCAGCAUCACCUACACCGCCAUAGCCAGCACCACCAAUCACAGCUCCACAGCAGGCCACUAUCAGCAGUUUUCCAUGUCGAAGUCGGCUCAGAUGCCGCUGUCCAACAUCACGGUGCCAAAGCCCUCCAUCUCCAGGGUGCCCAGCAGUAUGGAGGGCAUCAACCAUGAGCUGGAGAAGGUCUUCAUCAAAGACAAUGGGGAGAAAGAAGAGCUGAAGUCCCUUGAGGUUCCUGAUGGCCGAAGGGCACCCUUCCCUCCCCAGCAGCGCAGCAGCAGCACCCGCAGCGUGGACACCCAGACCCCGUCAGCCCCGGGCCGGUCCAGCAGCUGCUCCAGUCUGUCGCCAUGCCCCUCGCCUGCCUGUCCUCCAGGAUCACAUGACGGCAGUCCUUACUCCACGGAGGAUCUACUCUAUGAUCGGGACAAAGAUAGUGGAAGCAGCUCACCUCUGCCCAAGUUUGCCUCCUCGCCCAAACCAAACAACAGCUACAUGUUCAAGCGAGAGCCGCCGGAGGGCUGUGAGAAGAUUAAAGCUUUUGAAGAGCAGAGUUCCAGACAGUCAGCGUCAGCGUCAGUCCCGCUCUUCUCCUGCCCCGACAAAAACAAGGUCAACUUCAUCCCGACAGGCUCUGCGUUCUGCCCCGUCAAACUCCCCGGCUCCCUGCACCUCAACCCGGCCUCGCAGCCCGAGGAAGAUGAGGACAGCACGGAGCCACAGGGGGCUACAUCACUCUACGGCGCCCCAACUCAGGUCUCCACGAGCACCAGCACAGACGACCCCCUGGAGGAGCCCGGCUCGCCCUCAGAGACCUCAGACCCCCCCACAGACAGCCCAGCCAUCAGCUAGACCCGAGCAGAGCUGGCCUCUGGCUUCGGAUCCACCGAGCAUCACCACUGACUGUCCCACCAACACCUCCCUCUGCUCCACCAAGGGGGGCCUCCGUCUCUGUGCUGACCCCCUCCACACCCCGUCUAUCUCUGCAUGACGUAGCAACAAUGUCCCAAUAACCACCACCGCCACCACAAAGACUCGCCACCUCGUUGUUUGUCCUGCGUUCUGUCGUUGGACCUGAUGGUUACGAGCGGCUGCGGAGGGAAGAAGGGAGCACUAUGGAUGGGGGGAGGGGCAUGCAUUUUAAACUGGUAGUAUAUUUCUGAUUAAAUUAUGUGUUAAUGUGUUCAGUUUCAACAUUCACAGUAUGAAUAAGCUCUAAACAUAUAUAUACACAUAUAUAUCUCUAUGAAAAGAAAGAAAAUGCUCGUUUAAAAAGAAGAAAAUCCAAACUGUGUAUUGCUGUGUGACGUAGCGGACAGGAGGAUCGGCUGAUCUUAUUCAGCUGUUUACACGAUCCAGGCGUCAUCAUUGAACCCUCUCUAAAGAGAAUAACUUGGCAAAAAGAAGAGAAAAUAAUGGAAGCCCAUUUCUGCCAGUAAAUGAGAAAAUAUAUGAAAGCGAAGCACUGAUGGAAAAGUAAGUCAUAAGUCAGGAUGUAAGAUCAUUUCUACAUAAUAUCAGAAUCAGCAGGUCAUAGCUUAAAAAGCUACUUAUCUUUAUCAGCAGAUACAAAUAUUUAUAGCUGAUAUAUUGGCUGCACAUAUCGGCAGAAAGGGAUCUGAUUUUUAAGGAAAAUUAAUGUUUAUAAGCCAUAAUUUAACAAAAAUUCAAAGACUGGAGGUGGACAAGAUUUGGACAUCCAAGUUUGUUAGCUUGAUGCAAACACAUAAUUGAAACUGCCAUUAACAGGCUAACAGAUUUAGCAUUGCUAACUUCAGCUUAAGAAAUGAUCUAUUUUACUUAACAAGAUAGUUAAAUCAAUCACUGACAUCAAAAUGUUAAGUAAAAUGGAUCAUUUCUUUAUUUAACAGCGAUCAGUGUCUUUGUACCUUAGUUAAAAAUGAUGAAUGCAGCUUUGAAUUGAAUGGUAGUUGUACAAAAUGUUUGGAUAUUUGAAAAUCAUUUCCCAUAUCCCUUGCUUCACCUUAUAGGGCUAGCAUUAUGUUUGUUAAGUUUGUAUAUCAGCAUAUCAGAUACAGGCAAAAAUAGGAAAUCAUGCAUCCCUAGACCAAAGUCAUAAUAAUGAGAUAAAAGGACAAAACUAUGAGGUAAAAGCCAAACUAUGAGAUAAAAAGUCAAAGAUAUGAGAUAAAGAGGAAAAAUUAUGAUAUAGAUGGUCAAAAAUGUGAGAUAAAAAGUAAAAAUUGUGAGAUUCAAAAGUCAUGAGGUAACCAUUCAAAAUUUCUGACCUUAAACAUCAAAAUUAUAAGAUUGUUAGUUGUAUGUAAGGUUCAAAUCAAGCAAUAAUUCAUCAAAAUGAUAAAACAAUAAUCUGUAAUUAUUAGAUAUCUUCAAAAUAAUCAGGUAACUCCGAAUUAUGAGACUGUUGUAGUAACUGGGAGAUUUGAAAAAAAAAGGAGCAAAAUAAUGAAAUAAAAAAUCUAAAUUGAGAUUAUAAUCAGAAAAUUGUGGUCGAAAAUUAAAAUUAUGGCAAGUCAAAAAUAGAUGUAAAAAGUAUAAUCUUAAACAAAAAAUUUGAGUUUCUAAGUCAUACUUGUGUGGUAAAAAGGAAAAAAAUACAAAAUAAAAGACAUAAUUAUGAGAAAAAAAUAUAGUUUUUAUGAAAUAAGUCAUAUUUUAAAGUUUAUGGAAGAAUUCUAAGUUGUGAUUGUGACAUUUGGGGGGCUGCCAAAAAUAGAUUUUUGACUAGAAAUGAUAAAGCAUGAUGAAGCAGUUAAGUGGUUUAUAAAAAAGGUCUUGUGAGAAGAAAACAUGCAUAAGCCUUUUAAGGGUUUUAUCGGUGAAACAAAGUCUAUGUUGAGUUGCUUUUUUCUUCUCUCUUGGGUCCUGGAGGGAUCCACUUUUGUUAGGUACAUAUGGGGGGCUCCAAGGAAAAAUGUUUGAGAAACACUGAUUUAGGAUUUUAAUUAAAAACGACUUUUUCAUAAUUUUGACUUAAUGUCUUAGAAUUUUCUUUUAUCUUAUAAUGACUGUUUAUGCAAAAGUUAAGAAGUACUUUCUCAUAAUUAUACCUUUUUGACUUAUAAAUUUGAUAAUUCUCUCAUAUUUUCAACUAUCUCAUAAUUGAGUUUUUAUCUCAUAAAUAUGACUUGUUACCUUAUACCGUCAACAUUUUAUUCUAUCAUUUAAUUGUUCCAUCAUACUUUAUCUUGUAAUGUUCACUCCUUAUCCCACAACUUUUUUUAAACUCAUAUUUGUGACUUUUUAUAUCAUAAUUGACUUUCUAUGUCAUAAAUGACAUUUUCUAAUUAUUAUGAGUUGAUGUAUAGCUUUCAUAUUCUCUCCUUUAAAUUUUUACUGGCAGGAAUGGGCUUCCCUAGAAAAAGGCCACAAAUUGGUUGCACAGUGUCUGCCUCGCUUCAGGUAUUUCACAAUCAGAGCGUGUACUCAGGUAACCUGGAAUGUAUGUCCAUACAAAGAUCUGCAGAACAGCUUUCAUCACUUCCUGGUUUAUCUCAUUCCAGACGAAUCAUUCCUUUAGUUUUAGAGCGCGGACUGCGAGCAGGCGGAGAUGGCGAAACUUUGAUGGAGGGUUAGAGGACGGACCACACACACUGUGACUGAAGGCACUGCCCGCUGUGUGUGUGUGUGUGUGUGAUGACGGAAGCAUGCUGGACACAGAUUUGGACAAUGUGCAGGGGUUUGAUGGGUUUUUAAAUCCUGAAGACGAUGUUUGAUCGUUGACCAGAAGUGGACGAGUCUGCAGAACUGUCACAUGAAGAUACAAUCAAACUGAAGCGUUUGCUGCAGGUUGGAGGUUGGGUUGUACAAAAAUAUUUUUGGGCUAGAAAGAAUCAAAUAACGAGGUAACCUUUAAUAUUUGAAGCCAAAGAAGCAGUUUUACUCUGCUAGCUGGGUGUUUUUAAUGCCUGGGAUAGAUUUAUAGAUAAUUCAGGGUCAAAAUGACUAAUUGGUACGAAGGCUAUCAUGACACAUGCCUACGAACUGUAAUAUAAUACUAUUAAAAAAACAUUACAAUAUCAGUCCUUGUUAACCACAGCAGAAGUCGGAGGCUUCCAGUCUGAGGAGUUCUUUUUAUUUAUUACCCAAAAUUAUUUUAUUUUUAUUUUAUAUUGCUAAGGAAACAAGUUUGAACUUCAAACAAAUGUAUUUAUUUAAGUUUACCAUCAAAACACGCAUUUUCUUAUCUUCAAGUUGCAUUUAAACACAUCAAGAUGAGGUUUUUAUUUCCCUUCACCUUAUAGCCAUUUUACCUACUUGACCUUAAGGGAAUCAUAAUAAAUGUCAUGUCAGCUAACAUGCUAUCAGCAGAUGAAGGUUAGUUAACAGGGUUUUAUCUGCUGGUUUAAACAAUGAUUUAUCACAGAUUGUAAAGUUGGAUUGAUAUUUUUGAACGAAAAGGGUAAGAUAUGUGACCUUUAAAAAAUGAAUGAGUAUUUGAUAUCAAUAGGGAGGUCAGUUUUGGGUGAAAAAAUGGCUCAGUGGAAGUAGAAUAAAAUAUUAAUGUAUAAUAUUUUUAUAGCUACAGUAUGAAAAGUGCUAAUAUAUCUUGAGGCCCCUUAGGGCACAAGAACCCAGGCAUUAUUAUUUCUGAUAUUUUGAUCACAUAUUUUAAUUACAAAUGGGUGUCUAUGUAGGUUCUCUUUUAUCCAGGUCAACGUUAUUUAAAAAUUGGUUCAACGAGGGGAAACUGGAUUUGACUGAGGUUCUUGAAGAUGUUUGGCCUCUUCUCCAAAAGCUUUCUGUUUUUAAUAUUUUUGCAUAAUUUCUAUAAUGACUGCCCUUCUCAGGCAGUGCAAGGAAACAUAUACAAGCAUUGCUUAAGAUCUAAAACAUUUCUAGCUAUCACGAUGAGUGUUUGUACAACUUUAAACUCCAACCUGCACAUCCAAACUAAGACUGUUCUGAUAAUCCAAAUAUUGUUAUUCCAUUAAAAGCAUUCCACGAGAUUCAGCAUCCCAGACAUAAAUAGGCUCCUGAUGCUUCAUUCCUAAAAUAUUUCAGCCUUUUGAUUGGAGAUGAGCUGCAGUGGAGAGACGUUUGGUGGCGGCGCCUUCAUGUGUUUGAUGCACAGAUGAAAGGAACGCGCCGGCCUGCCUCCCUCUCACUGUCUGUCCGUUAAUACUCAGUGUCGUAGGCACCCUGGCGCUACAAAACACCUUCUUUACAUCUCAUGUACUCCGUGCCGUAGGCUGUUAAAGAGCAUCACCCUGCCCAAGUGUAAAUGAUCCACAACUUUCAUUUGCAAGAGUGAAAUAUAACCCACAUUUAUUUUGGUAUCUGGUGUGCUUGUGGACUCCCUGCAUUGACGCUCAUUCAUAUUUUGUAUAUAUGUGGCUUUUAAAGAGGCUCAAUGCAAUGUUGUGGUUUCUUGAGACAUUUCAGCACCUUACCAAGAGCUAUGGCUUUCCCAAUGUCCCACAUAUACUCGGCAUUGGUAAACUAGAUGUGUGCAAUAAUAGGAUAAAAAAAGGUGUUGUCCUCCCGGAUGUUGUCCGUUCUUUGACACAAGCGUCUCAUCCUGCAUUACUUUGGUUUUGAGCAUGGCGGCUGGAUCAGCAAGCAGUUUGUUGCUAAAGCCAUCAACGAUCCAAAACCAGCACCGAGAGCGAGCAGAGCACAUCACAUGCAGGUCCGAGUGUUCAUCGACUCACCACAUGAUACUCCCUGUGUAACCUGCAGUGUCAAAGAUCAUGCACAAUGGCAAUAAAAAACUAUUGGUUGUUUUGUCCA